Molecule: messenger RNA, 711 nt
Organism: Fusarium pseudograminearum CS3096
Lineage: Eukaryota; Fungi; Ascomycota; Sordariomycetes; Hypocreales; Nectriaceae
Exons: 5
Coding region: 1-711 (236 amino acids)
Source: RefSeq, a predicted model, not a curated record
AUGACCCGUCGUAAUGAGCAGCAUCAAUUCCAGCAGUACGCUCCUCAGCCUAAUAUGGCACCGCAGCAACAGCAGCCUCCCCAGCAGCAACAACAUCACCCGGCCCCUGUUCAACCUCCCAUGAAUGUUCCUCAGCAACCUCCUAAUGGUCCCGCGCCACCUCAGCAAACGCCCACGCCCACACCAGCUCCGGCAGGUCGGCAGCGAAAGCGGCCAGCGCCUUCUGCUGCCCCUCCUCCGGUCGCAGUUGCCCCUCCUGCACCUGUCACUCCCUCUCAAGUUCAGACACCUGUGGCAGCUCCGCCUGCACCUCAGGCAGUGAUCCCCCAACCUCCGCCUCAAGUCCCUACAGAUGAUGCGAAUACACAAGCAAUCGCUCCCCCACCGGCAAAGAAGAGCCGAACUAAUACCCCCUGGACGCCGCAAGAAGAGCUUCGCCUGAAGCAGAUGCGGGAUGCUGGCAACAGCUGGGCAGAAAUUGCCAAAACUUUCCCAACCCGCACGGAAGGAUCCGUCAAGAAGCAUUGGUACAAGGACAUGCAUUAUGCAGAGUUUGCAGAGGAUGAGAGUCAAGCGUUGUUGAACGCAAUCAAGGAGUACGAGAACAACAAGUGGAAGUCGAUUGGGCAAAAGGUCGGAAAGCCCGCAAAGGCUUGUGAGCAGUAUGCCAAGGAAAACUUCCCGGGUAUGGCUACAAAGUUUCGUUUGUGA